This is a messenger RNA of Chara braunii, 3259 nucleotides long. NCBI's taxonomy places the organism in Eukaryota, Viridiplantae, Streptophyta, Charophyceae, Charales, Characeae. The record is from the annotation of a GenBank genome assembly.
GUGGUGAGGUCUGGAACCACUAACCCGGUUGUACACUUAUCACCAUGGUUGGGACCCGUAGUGGGUUAGAGACUAGCCCCUAUAGUAAGGAGCAGCAAGAAAAGAUGGUCGCCUUAGUCCAAGAGAACAGGGAGAGAAAAGAGCGUGAGAAGCAAGCGAAGCUAAAGGCUAUCGCAGACGAGCAGGCGGCGAAGAUGAAGAGAUUGGAGGAGGAGAUGAAGARAGUACAACAAGAGGAGGAAGAAAGAAAAAAAGCUGCUGAAGCAGAAGCGGCAGCAGAAGAAGAGAAAGAGAGAAUGAGGAUUGAGAGUGGAGAAGGAAGCAGUGGUGGCACGAUGAAGAGGGAGACAGAUAUUGAGAUGGAGAAGAAGAUCAGCGAGUGGGUCGCUAAUUUAUCGUUGGGCGAAGAGGAGGAGGCAGAGUCCUAUGUAACUGAGGAUGAGAGGGCUGCGCCAGCCAGUGAGCUAGCAACAAUGACAGAUCCAAUGGAAAGGCGAGAAAGGGAGGAGGAGCAGAAACUGGCAUGGAAGUUGAGAAUGAAGCGAGAGAAGAAGAGGAGGAGAGAGGAAGUGAGUAAAAUGACUGCAGAGGUAGCGAAGGUGCAAGCGUGCAGGCAGGAGGUGUGGGCCCAGCCAGAUGAUAAGGCCAAGUGGGACAAGGUACUGGGGUACCUGGAAGUGUUGAGCAAGGCUUGGAUGGAAGAGCGCCAGGCUAGUUGGAGCCUAGAUGUAGCCUUGAGUGCCAUGCGGUCAGGGUUUAGAGACUUUGCGCACGAGAUCAUCACCCAUAUUGGGGGCGAAGUCAAGCAAUUGAGAGACAAUGUAGGGAAGUUUUGUAAGGGCGCCAUUCAGGGUGCCAAAGUUGUAGCCGCUGUAGAGGGAGAGGCCAGACCCCGUAAGGACCCAGUGAAACUUAAGUUCCCACAUGCCUACGGGGGAAAGAAGGAAGAAAACUUUGACAAUUGGGAAGCCAGUGUCAAUAGUUAUAUUUACUUGCAGCAUAUCCUAACAGAGGAACAAGUCCUUGUGGCCUUCCAGGCCCUCAAAGAUGAAGCGGCUAGCUUCGCCAGGUCUCUUGCACGUACAGCCGGUUGUGAAAACAACCUGGUUGCAUAUUCCAAAGUCACCCCUCUUUCCCAAUUCCKCAAGCUCCUCAAGGAGCGUUUCGCUGACCCAACGCGAGGCAUUAGAACCUCUGACAAGCUGCAAACGAUCCACUCACGGCAGUGGAGGAGUGCCAAGGCACUCAAGGGUACCAUGGACGACUUGGUAGCCGUCCCGGACCAUGGGGUCACUGAGCCCCACUUGGUCCAGUUGUUUUAUCGUGCCAUUCCAGAGGCCCUACGCAGGCAUUUCUUUGACAAGUCUCAGCAAGCCGGCAUCACUUACAAUGCAUUGAGUAGAGAAGUCGUCCUGUAUGAGUCGAAGUCUAUGCCAGUUACCACUUUCUGGCAUAAGGACCUGGAGAAGGGGAAGAAGUGGAAGGAUCGUACCAUCUCGGGCCAAGUCAAGGCCAAGGAUCACUUGAUCCUGACAUUAGAGGAGGGUGGUACAGAAGAGGUCCCAUAUGAACAGAUUGAGUGGGGCCUAGGGGAGGAGUACAGUAGUGUAGGGCAGGGGAGGUCUUACGCUGCUGUCGCGGCCGGAGGGAUGCCGCAAGGUAGAGGAGGAGGCCAGGGCCAAAGGGGCCAGGCCAUGGGAGGCCGAGGACCGGGCGCACACGGGGUUGGCGGACAGGGAAACCGCCAAGCGGGAGGUAGGGGUCAAGGUCCCCCGUUAAAUCGCCAAGGUAAUCGGUCCCCACAGCGAGGAGGUGGAAGGACACCUCAAGGAGGAUGGCACCCAGGCUUGCCACAGGGCAGGCCCUGGGAAGAUCUGGGCUUGGACCAGCGUUUAUGGCAGGAACGCGUGAACCUGGGUCAGUGCGGAUGUGCUGAAGACGAAGCUGGAGCGAUGGCUACUCAGCUAAAGUCUCAGCGACAAAUGGAGAAGGAAGAAGAGGAGAAGCAACAGAAGAAGGAAGCUGAUGAAAGGAAAAAGAAAGCGGAGGAAGAAAGAGCCACGAGGGAAGAAGCGAAUAGAAUAGCCUUGGAGAGAAAGAAGGCGAAAGAUCUUAAGGAGGCGAAAAGGAACUGGGAAUUCGAGAAAAUGCUCGCUAAACAGAAAUUGGCAAUAGAGGAAGAAUUUGAGCGGAGAUUAGAGAGUAGACUGAAGGGGGUAAUGAUCACUGAGAAGAUCGUGAAAGCGAAGAUGAAGCAGAAAACACCAUCACCUGCUAACUCGGACUCUAAAGAAGAAGAGGAAGCACUGCAUGAUGAGAGAUUUGAUAAACGAAAAAGACAGGCUGGCCAAACUUCGGGUGGACAAAUUAGCCCUGCUGGAACACCUGCAAAAAUUGGUCGACAAGAAGCUAAUGAGGAACUGCCACCAAGAACCAUGGAGGAAUGCGACCUGGGUGAAAUACUUAGAGGAAGAGGACGCGUCAGAAAGGAAGGGAAUGGGUUCCCUAUCCAUGAUUCUGCCCUGUGGGAAGGCGCUCCACUUGAUGUGGAUAGCAAGACAGAAGCGGCCUUUAAGAAGCAAGUACGGAAGUUUCUGACGAAGAAAAGCGUACCUACWAUCCAAGAGAUGUGUAGGGAAGCAGGCAUGGCUUACCGAGGAAGRCCCGAAGCUAUGGACGAACUCGUUGAGCUCCGUACGAUGUACUUCUACAGGAAGCCCCGCACACCACGCCAAGGAGGGAUCCAGAGAAAACCAGGGUGUCCCACCGAGAAAGGAACUCUGGGACAGGAACUCUGGGACAGGAACUCUGGGACAGGAACUCUGGGAAAGGAACUCUGGGACAGCAACUCUGGGAAUGGAACUCUGGGACAGGAACUCUGGGACAGGAACUCUGGGAAUGGAACUCUGAGAAUGGAACUCUGGGAAUGGAACUCUGGGAAUGGAACUCUGAGAAUGGAACUCUGGGAAUGGAACUCUGAGAAUGGAACUCUGGGACAGGAACUCGGAGAAUGGAACUCUGGGACAGGAACUCUGGGACAGGAACUCUGGGACAGGAACUCUGGGACAGGAACUCUGGGGCUGGAACUCUGGGGCGGGAACUCUGAGAAUGGAACUCUGGGAAUGGAACUCCGUGGAGUCCCCGCAGCAGUGGAAACUGCAGCAGAGGAAACUGCAGGUCUAUAGCCAGCAGAUCUGUAACCAGGGGCAAAACGAGGAAGUAAUUGUUGUGAUUCCUCUGGAUUCAAAGUUAAUUUUAA